Prorocentrum cordatum is the source of this 737-nucleotide messenger RNA. Lineage: Eukaryota; Dinophyceae; Prorocentrales; Prorocentraceae. The record is from the annotation of a GenBank genome assembly.
CCCCGCCGCCCCCUCGAGGAGCCCCGCGGCCCCCGCAUCAUCCCGCCCGCCGACGCCGUGCAGGAGCCAGACGAGCCGAGCCGCCCCUCGACGCCGACGAGCUUGGGCCCUCCCCGUGACGAGUGUGAGGUCGAGGACGAGACGCGGGCUUACCCCCUGGAGUACACCGGCCCGGCGCAGCCCUCGCAGAACCUGGGCUUCUUCCAGGGCAUGGGCCUCGCGGAGGGCGCAGUCAUGCUCCAGGAGCCCUCCUACCGCUCCCAGCACGUGGCACCGCGGCCGAACAGGAUAUCGGACAGGGCGGCUUUCAGACAGGGCACCGACAUGAGCAUGGGACCUAUGCCCAUGGCCAUGGACACGGGAAUGGGCCCUGUGCACCUGGGCGACGGCAUCCCCGAGGUCGAGGACGAGACGCGCGCGGAGUCCAUCGGCGGGCGCGGGCUUGGCAGGACAAUGACAUCGUUGACCGCGUCGAAGACCCAACGCAGCUCCCGCGAGGAGGUCCCAGCGGCGCCGAGGCCCUGGCGGAGCCCCCGUGACGACGACGCUGCCCUCACCGCGGCCGCGCUGCCGGGCGACGAGGAGGCGAGCCUGCCCCACGUGCACUUUACGCCGCCGCCGAGGCCCCUGAGUCAGGCCGAGUCGUCGAAGCCCCAGCGGCGGUUGUUCGGCUUCAGCCGGCGGUCGCGGGACGGGUUGGGCCAGCUGUCGUCAGAGGGCGCUAGCGCCAGCGAGGA